Eimeria tenella is the source of this 660-nucleotide messenger RNA. RefSeq lists its product as uncharacterized. The transcript is spliced from 5 exons. The record is from RefSeq and is a predicted model, not a curated record. NCBI's taxonomy places the organism in Eukaryota, Apicomplexa, Conoidasida, Eucoccidiorida, Eimeriidae. The annotation marks the transcript as partial.
AAUAGAAGCAGCAGACGCAGAGGAGGCCCGCGAUGCCACCACGCGGUCGGAAGGGGUGACGGAGGCAGACCGGGAGCUGCUGCGUCGUUUGCCGCGGGGGUGCCGGCACAAGCUGGGGCUGUGGCGCCGGUGGCGCACUUGCAGACACAGAAGGAGACACUUGCAGACACAGAAGGAGACACUUGCAGACACAGGCUCAUAAAGGUCAGAAGGAGACACUUGCAGACACGGUGUAGAGAAGGAGACAGACACUUGCAGACAGCAACACAGCAGCAGCAGCAGCAGCAGCAGCAGCAGCAGCAGCAGCAGCAGGAGUGCGGGGACCCGCUGGCGCAGCAAGCAGCAAACUACCUGCAGGGCUACUUGGCCGUGUACGAGUGGCUGCCGGAGGAGAAGAGGGACUUGCCGCUGCUGCCGCACGAAGUGCUGCAGUGGGCCCUUUUCCUUGUGGGGCGCGUGGGGGGUGCUGCUGCUGCUGCGCAGCUGCAGCAGCAGCAGCGGGAGGCCCUCGCGGAGGCCCCCACGCACCAGCGGGGCACUGACAAGGUCCGCGUCUUCACCGAAGACCUUCAUUCUUGGCUGACUCAAAAGGCCCACCAAAGCCCCUCGCCCUCAGUCUCCCCGACUACCAACACACCAUUCGCACUUGGAGACACCUAG